Molecule: messenger RNA, 2322 nt
Organism: Rotaria socialis
Lineage: Eukaryota; Metazoa; Rotifera; Eurotatoria; Philodinida; Philodinidae
Source: the annotation of a GenBank genome assembly
AUGCCAGCACCGCCUGCACUCAAAAAAAAAUCCGGAACAAAAAACCCGCCGAUCCUUAGUCAAGAAUACCUUAUUCAAAAUCAUGGUGAUAUUGCCUGUGGCAUUUUGAUGAUUGUAGCAUUAGGUACAUUAGUUCAGGCAACAUCAUCUUAUUGUACGGCGUUUUUCGGCCCACGACAUAAUGUGACAAAUUUUGAUUCGUUCAAUGCUUUGCCAACACCACUCUUUAAUUAUGGUUAUAAAGAUUUGGCUAUGCUCUUUUCUUACACUCUUAUCUGUAUAACUGCUCAUGCUAUAUGGCAAGAAUAUGUUUUGGAUAAAUUAUAUAAAAAAUUACAUUUAUCAAAAUCAAAAAAUGCAAAAUUUUUCGAAUCUGGUCAAUUAAUUCUAUUCUAUUUUGUCAGUGUUCUAUGGGGAUUUAUGUUAUUUAAUGAUGAAGCUUAUUUAGGCUCAGGUUUAGAAUAUCUUUGGCGUGAUUAUCCCUAUAUGGGCAUGACCACCUGGACUAAACUUUACUUUAUUAUUCAAGUCUCCUAUUGGUUACAUAAUUUCCCUGAAUUAUAUUUACAAAAAGUACGAAAAGAAGAUAUGCCGGCUCGUAUUGUCUAUACAAGUCUAUAUUUAAUAACAAUUCUUUAUGCUUAUUUAACACGUUUCUGGCGUAUAUCACUCGUUUUAUUGACUCUACAUUAUUUCAUCGAAAUAUUUUAUCAUGCGUCACGUCUUGCACAUUUUUAUGCUACAACUAAAACAGGCUCAACAACAGCAAAAUUAAUAUCGGUCUAUUUGUUUAAAACAUGGAAUGUUAUAUUUGUUGUUGGUCGUCUAGCAUCUGUUGUUUUAGCAUGGUUAACAUUUUGGUUUGGCUUAAAAACUUCCUCAAUUAAUAAAAUAACAUUUACAACGACUUCUGUUGCAAAUACAAAUGAAAAUAGCACUGCAAUAAAUGAAUCGAUUAUUAUCUCAAAUUUUAAUACACCAACUGUUCGACUAUUUACACUCGCUGCUACCGGUGUUUUACAAUUUUGGCUCGUUUGGAAUUUUAUUCAAUUUCAUAUGCGUCGUCGACGUGAACAACGAAGCACACGUCCAGCAUCUGUGGCUUCACCGAAAGUUCCCAAUAAGCUCAAACAAAAACAGCACAGUUUAACAAAUGGUAAAUCCGACAAUGAUGAAGUAGCUGAACAACCGGUUGUUUCUGUUGGUGGUCAAAAUAGACAUAUACGUAGUAUGUCUACGUCACGUAAAAUACGUGUUGGUUUGGUUGGUUUUGGUUUGUCUGGUCGAGUAUUUCAUGCUCCGUUUUUACAUACAAUGUCCACUAUGUAUGAACUUCGUAGCGUAGUCGAACGACACGCGAAUGAAGCCAUUAAAAUCUAUCCAUAUGUAAAAACUGUUCGGUCGACAACAGAAUUAUUUGAUGAUCCAGAAAUUGAUCUUGUAAUAAUAACAACAUCGAAUGAUUUACACUAUUCAUUGAGUAAACAAGCAUUAGAGAAAGGAAAACAUGUCGUCGUAGAAAAACCUAUGACAGUACGAAGUGCGGAAGCUUUAGAAUUAAUUGAACUGGCUAAAAAGAAAAAUCUUAUUCUUUGUCCUUAUCAAAAUCGUCGGUAUGACUCAGGCUAUCGAACCAUAAAACAAAUUAUAAAUAGCAAAUUGCUAGGCGAUGAAAUAGUUGAUUGUGAAAUACAUUUUGAUCGUUAUCGACCUGAAUUAAAAGGCGGUAAUGCAUGGCGUGAACGAAAUGAACCAGGUGCUGGCAUUUUAUAUGAUUUAGGUUCUCAUUUAAUUGAUCAGACAUUAAGUUUAUUUGGACAUCCGCAAACAAUUACAGCUGAUAUUCGAACACAACGAUCAGUAGGAGAUGUUGAUGAUUAUUUUGAUGUUCGUCUUGAUUAUGGUCGUUUACGUAUUACACUUAAAGCAAGUAUGCUUGUACGAGAAAUGGGUCCACGUUACGUUUUACACGGUCUACGAGGUUCAUUUAUUAAACACGGAGAUGAUAUUCAAGAAGGAAUACUUCGUACUGGUGUUAUGCCAACCACAAUGGACAAAGAUGAUUCUUCUUGGGGUAAAGAACCAAGUGAAAACGAUGGACUUCUGCAUACAGAAACAAAUGAUGGUCGUAUAAUAAAGGAAAAAUAUGAAACAUUACGUGGUAAUUAUGGGCUAUUUUAUGAACAAUUAUAUGCUGGAAUUGUUGAUGGAAAACAAUUAGAAAUUAGACCGGAAGAUGGUUAUAAUGUUAUUCGAAUUAUUGAACUUGGUAUACAAAGUAGUCAGGAAAAGAAAACAUUACAAUGUGACAAACUUUUAUGA